Messenger RNA from Ostreococcus lucimarinus CCE9901, 1785 nucleotides. RefSeq lists its product with no specific name. NCBI's taxonomy places the organism in Eukaryota, Viridiplantae, Chlorophyta, Mamiellophyceae, Mamiellales, Bathycoccaceae. The record is from RefSeq and is a predicted model, not a curated record. The transcript is spliced from 2 exons. Bases 1 to 1785 code for a protein of 594 amino acids.
AUGACGUCGAAACCUUUGGACCUGCACGACUCGUUCGAGGACGCGGCGCGACGCGCGGGCGCGCAGACGUGGAUCGAAAGCCUGGACGAGGACCCGGAAUCGAGCGCGCGCGCGCCGAACCGAACGUCGCGAGAGGUGAGAUCGGGGCACUACGUGGAGGUCGAGCCCGAGGCGCUGGCGAACCCUCGCGCGCGGUUGGCGUCGACGACGUGCGCGGAGGCGAUCGGGUUUAAAAUCGCGCGAGAGUGCGAAAACUUGGAGGAUGGGUUCGUGAAAUAUUUCAGCGGUGACGUCGGGGGGGCGCGGGAGACGACGAUGCGGACGUGGGCGACGCCGUACGCGCUGAGCAUCAUGGGACAGCGGAUGACGAGCAACUGUCCGUUCGGAAACGGGAACGGGUACGGCGAUGGACGCGCGAUUUCGGUGGGAGAGAUGGUGAAUCCGGUGACUGGACAGAGGUAUGAGCUCCAGUUGAAGGGGGGGGGGCGGACGCCGUUUUGUCGCGGCGCGGAUGGACGCGCGGUGUUGAGGAGUUCGAUUCGAGAAUUUUUGGCGAGCGAGGCGAUGCACGCGUUGGGGGUGGAUACGACGCGGGCGUUGUGUUUGAUCGAAAGCGUUCGCGGGACGACGGCGCGAAGGCCCUGGUACAGCCCGACGAGCGACGAGGAACACGCCAAGCGCAAACGCGAUCCGGACAUCAUGAUACAAGAGCCGUGCGCGAUCACGACGCGCGUUGCGCCGAGUUUCAUGCGCAUCGGGCACAUUGAUCUGUUUUCGCGACGCGCGACGGCGCCUCGAGCGACGGCGCUUCAGAAGGAACAGCUCAAGAAAAUCAUUCGCCACGCGGCGUUUCGAGAGUUCCCAGAGACUAUCGAAGAGCACGGAGAAGACAUGGCGAAAGUCACUCGAUCGAUGCUCGAAAAAUCUGGCAAGAAAAUAGCGAAAAUGGUCGCGGGAUGGAUCCGCGUCGGGUUUUGUCAAGGAAAUUUUAACGCCGACAACUGUCUCGUCGGCGGACGAACGAUGGAUUACGGCCCCUUUGGUUUCAUGGACAAGUACGACCCCUCGUUCGCCAAGUGGACGGGGAGCGGUGAUCACUUUGCGUUCAUGGCGCAACCCAAAGCUGGGCUCACGAAUUUCGCCGUGCUGGCGGUUUCGUGCGCGCCUUUACUCGCGGGCGGCUCGGACGAGGCGACGGAGCUCGUGCGCGAGAUGGAGGCGACGUUUGAGAACGAACUCAACGACGUCUUCCGCGCCAAGCUCGGGUUUGCGCCGAACGAAGACUCAGUGCGCGUCGCGCGCGACUUGUUCCGCUCAGAAAAUGGUCUCGAAGGUUUGAUGUACGAGAGCCAGGCGGAUUGGACGGUGACUUGGAGACGGCUCGCGGAGUGCGCCGAAGUCGCCGACGAGAGCGACGACGAGGCGCUUCUCGCCCCGUUGCUGGAGACGUGCUUUUACGGUAAUUCGAUGAAUGAUGAGCGCAAAGCGAGCUGGUGCGCCUUCAUACGUCGAUGGAGAGACGCACUGAAGGCGUCUGGGACGUCGCUCGCCGACGCAGCGAAGCGCAUGCGCUCGGAGAAUCCAAAGUACGUCUUGCGCGAGCACUUGCUCGUCGAUGCGUACACCAAAGCCUCCGACGGCGACUUUUCGCUCGCUGAAGAGUUGUUUGAGCUCACGCAGCACCCGUACGGGGGUGAAGGCGACGAUGCGAAGUACGACGCAAAGUAUUUUGUCAAGGCGCCCGAGGAGGCGCUGACGUCUGGCGGCGUCGCGUUCAUGUCUUGA